CCUGGGCCUGGGAUCCGAUAGCCGGAGUCACUUGUCUGGGGUACCCAGUUCCGAUCGCUCGACUGCGGGGGACCUAGCGGCGGCCGAGCAAGUAAUCAGGAGCUCCCAAAAUGUUUGCCAAAGCAACGAGGAAUUUUCUUAAAGAAGUUGAUGCUGGUGGUGACUUGAUUGCAGUGUCGAAACUAAAUGAUGCGGAGGGCCUGCAGCUUCUCAGUCUGGUGACCAAAAGGAAGGGAUACUGGUUCUGGCAGAAGCCCAAGUACCAGCCGUUGUCCCUCACCCUGGGAGAUGUGCUCUCAGAUGCUGACUUCCCAGGUCCAGUGGUGGUGGAGUCGGACUUUGUGAAGUACGAGGGCAAGUAUGAGAACCAUUUGAGAGGAUCCGUGGAGACGGCGCUGGGCAAGAUCCAGCUGAAUGCUCAGGGUAGAGGUGUCGUGGAGAGACAGUCUUCCUUUGGGACCCUCCGAAAGCAGGAGGCCGACCUGCAGCAGCUCAUCAGGAAUUCGGUCGACAGGAAGCUAAAGCUAAGCCACUCCCUGCUGCGAUACCUGCUGGCAAAGAGGAGCGAGGUCCUGUGCGUGCUGACGCAGAGGAUCAUGACAACACAGAAGUGCGUCAUCUCGGAACACAUACAGGUGGAGGAGACGUGUGGCGGCGCCCUGGGGACCCACGCCAAGACGGUGCAGGUGUCAGCCUCAGAGGACGGGAACUUUGUCAAGGACAGCAACGUGGUCCUGGAGAUCCCUGCUGCCACCACCAUCGCCUAUGGUGUCAUUGAGCUGUACGUGAAACUGGAUGGCCAAUUUGAAUUCUGCCUCCUCCAUGGGAAGCAUGGUGGAUUUGAGCGUGAGAGCCACAAGGACCCUGUCCACCUGGAUCCCGUUGUUUUCCAAGACUUUGUGUUCACGGAUGCACCAGAUGGCAGCCAUGGCGCGUCUCUCCUGGAUGAGCUGCUGAGCACUGUACACCAAGCCACUCAGCAAUCGGAGAAGAAUUUCCGUCCCUUUGAGGUACUACCGGAAGACCGACGGUCGGCCUUGUGGGGAGUAAUGCACUCACUGUUGUUCGACAAAGAGCUACUUGCUGCCCUGGAACAAGUGUGUGACUCUGUGGUUGGCGGGGUGUGGCCUCCCCUGGGAUUGCAGUCAGUGGUAGCAGGGCUGAAGCCACUGCAGCAGCAGGAGCUGGAGGCUUUCCUGAGCCUGGUGGGAUGCAGGAUCCAAGGCGGGAACCCCAGCACCGGCAGUGAGGUCAGUGACCCGCAGCUCUUCGUCACCGCCCACUUCCUGGUCAGCGCCCUGGCAGAAAUGCCAGAGGAUGCAGCUGCUCUGCUGGGCACCUGCUGUGAGCUCCAGACAGUUCCAGUGCUGUGCUACUUGCUUUGCACUCUGUCUGACAAGGGGGUCUCUGACCUCGGAGACCCAGCCCUGGCUGCCCUGGUAGAUGCUGACAGGUUUGCGGUGGUGCAGCGCCUGUUUGCUUUGGCUGACAUCGACCUGCAGAGGCUGCAGUCAUCAGUGCGUGGUGUCAUCCUCAAGGACCCUCACAUCUUCCCCGUGGUCCUGUCCAUAAGCCUGAGUGGACUCUGCGCCCUAAGCAGGGGGCAGUAGGACAGACGUAAUGUGGGAAGCACAGGUGGACACCCGGCAGCGGCUGAGGCCUGGUACUGUCACACGGUGCUGUGUGGUGAAAUGAAUUCACACAACACUUGGUGUGGUGGCAUGUUUUUUGCACG
This is a messenger RNA of Ochotona princeps (American pika), 1735 nucleotides long. It is a transcript of the gene GSDME, whose product is annotated as gasdermin E. Gene Ontology annotation, cellular component: cytoplasm. The record is from RefSeq and is a predicted model, not a curated record. Lineage: Eukaryota; Metazoa; Chordata; Mammalia; Lagomorpha; Ochotonidae. Gene Ontology annotation, biological process: programmed cell death. The transcript has 10 exons. Bases 111 to 1610 code for a protein of 499 amino acids.